GUGUGGGAAUGUAGUACAACUUUCGACUGUACACUCCUACCUUUAUUGCCACCGAAGCAAUGCAGCGCUUCGCCACAUCUGCAAAAGAUGCCGUCACAGCCGACUGCGUGCAUGUGCAGCACACCGUUGCGGUUCACUGUGCGUGCAAGGAUAAGAGCUUCCCCACAGAGCCGCUUCCCCUUGGUCCAAUUGAAGAUCUCAUUGCCCCGAUGAUUCCCAUCGCCGUAUCCUUUGUGUACCGCUAUUCUGGUCCGAUGGAGGUGUCCUCCGCUUUCGUUUCGGCCGAUCUUGUGCGGCAAGCGAUGGCUCAUGUGUUGAGCUUUUAUCCUCCCCUCUCCGGACGACUGGUCCUGCUACCCAACGGCGAUCGAAAGGUUGACAGGUUGGACAGUGGCGCGCUGUUCGUAGAAGCGACAUGCACUGCGUCCCUGCGCGAGUUACACGAAGCCCGCGCCGGUGGCAGUGAAAAGGCAGAUGCGCGUUUUCGCGAUGUUCUCUCGAUGUUCGACUUACCAGCCGGGUCGAACGCACUCUUCGCCUCCUUCAGCCCAGCAAUCCAUCACGUUGUGCAAGACCCUCUCUUCACCCUUCAGCACACCCGCUUCGCGUGCGGCAGCGUGGCACUGGGUGUGCGCAUCUCCCACGCGCUAACCGACGCGCAGGGGUUUUUCCAAGUGAUGCAGCAUCUCAUGGAGCUGUAUGACCAGCUGCAGCGCGGGGAAGCAAGACUCACACUGCGGAGGCCACCGCGGUGGCGCUCGUAUAAGUCAACCUUUCGAGCCGAGGCAACACCGGCAGAGGUGGCAGAAGCGCUCGCGUACGUUCCGGCUGCGUUGUACGUUGAGGAACCGCCUGUGAAAGGCACAACAACGGCGGCGGCGGUGGCGGCAUCGCCUGCUCUCCCUCUCCCUCUCCCUUCUCCGCCUGAGGUUGUAGGGCGGGAGCUCUACUUCUCUACUGACGAGCUGGAGGAGUUGAAGCGCCGCGCCACGCCGUCAUCGAAUAGGAAUGGAUGGGUAUCCACUUUUGAAGCGCUCAGCGCCUUUUUGUGGCAAUGUGUGUACAGAGCCCGUUGCGCGGUGUGUGCGUGUGACAGUCGCAUGGCACACGACACGUCCACGUGGCCAGUGACCGACUAUCUCACGUCCAUUAACCUACGCGAUCGCUUUUUGGAUCCCUCGACAGGGGAGGCAGCGGACUACUUCCCCGUUGGCUGCUUCGCUCCUGUUACGAAGGUACGCCCCAAGGUGUUGCGUGACGGUCCACUACACGAGCUCGCGGCUGCGGUGCACGCGAUGUUGCGCUCUCCGGAGUUGUCUCCAAACGAGGUGCAGCGCACGGUCCGUUGGAUCGCCGCGCAGCCGGAUCGCUCGCGCAUUCGCAACCGCUUCGCCGCGGGCGGCUUCAUGCUCAGUGCGUGGAAUAAGUUCGACAUCUACGGCUCUACCGCGUGUGCCGGGACACAGCCUGUUUUGGUCAGCACGCCUUUUACGUGCAUCUCGCUCCUUGACGUGCUUGGAUACAUCCUUCCACGUCCGCCCUCCUUUGCUGACCCCGCUAUUUCUCCAGCUGCCACGGAUGACGGUGACAGUGGAAAGCUUCGUUCGACUGCAAGCGAUGGUGUGGUGAUCUACCUGGCCGUGGAUGCGUCUCUGUGGGAAGCGUUGAGCUCUCGAGAAUUACUCGGGAGUCACCUGCAUUAG
Leptomonas pyrrhocoris is the source of this 1703-nucleotide messenger RNA. Its product is annotated as Transferase family protein. Gene Ontology annotation, molecular function: acyltransferase activity, transferring groups other than amino-acyl groups. The record is from RefSeq and is a predicted model, not a curated record. Lineage: Eukaryota; Euglenozoa; Kinetoplastea; Trypanosomatida; Trypanosomatidae. Bases 60 to 1703 code for a protein of 547 amino acids. The transcript has a single exon.